Brassica napus (rape) is the source of this 1851-nucleotide messenger RNA. RefSeq lists its product as uncharacterized. The transcript has 3 exons. Bases 1 to 1851 code for a protein of 616 amino acids. The record is from RefSeq and is a predicted model, not a curated record. Lineage: Eukaryota; Viridiplantae; Streptophyta; Magnoliopsida; Brassicales; Brassicaceae.
AUGUCUAAUAAUGAAAAUGUUGAUGAUGCUGGUGUUGGUGCUGAUGACGGCGGUGGAACUACACGUCGUAAGAAACAAAAACAAAUUAUAUGGGAAGAUGAGCAUGUUGGGGUAUUCUUGGAGCUUCUCGAUAUUGAGUUGGCUAAAAUUAGAUACAGACAAAAGUUACCGAAAGAGGUAGGGAGAGAGCGUAUUUGUAAAGAGUUUUUGGAGAAAACUGGUAUAAGCCUUUCUUGGGAGCCUUUCAAAAGCAAAUACGAUAUAUUGAGAAAUAUGUAUGGAUCGUAUAAAAGGCUCAAGAAUUUUACUGGAGUUUCAGCAGAUGACAAUACCGGUUUGAUUGAGAUGGAUUCUGAAUGGUGGGACGAUCGCGAAAAGGAGAUUCAAUAUGCAAAAAAGAUCCGUGAAAAUGGGAUUCCACACAUGGAACUUAUGAGACGGAUAUUUGGACGUCAAGGCAGUAAACCAGAAGCUAUGUACUCAACUCAUGUGCAAGAUGCUGAACAAAAUGAGCAACUGGAUAAAUCAGUUCCAGAAACCCAAGACAACGAUGGAGACCAUACAAAUGAUGUGCAUCACCACUCACAAACCAUUUCACUAGACUCUCCUCCAAGGUCACCUAUUGGUCCAUCAAAGCGGUCAAACAGAAAACAGGCACGUGUUGCUCCAUACGAAAGCGGUCGAGGGAAAGACGUUGCACUCAGCCGCGAGAAGAACAUCCCACGAAGAAGAAAGUCAUUUGAAAAGGAGAUAAAUGAGCAGUUCAAAGAAAUGAUGGAAUUACGUCGUUCUCAAGUUGCAGAAGCAAAAGAGCGCAGAGAAAAAAAUGACGCUCAACCAUUUAAAGAGGCAUAUGAAAUCUUGAAAUCAAUUCAAGGUCUAACAAGGUGGACAGAUUUUUGGUGGGCUUGCAUCAAAGUACUAAAAGAAGAUCCAUUUGCCAGAGAAAUGAUUUUCUACAAUGAGAGUGAUCAUGAUAGGAUUACCUUUUUGGAGGGUUAUACAGGAUAUGAUCUUCAUGGAAAUUUCUCCGGAGAACGUUUCAAGGCUUUGCAACAUUGUCAUGGUGAUCCUUCAAGUGCCAACCCAGAGCAAAACAUCAUAAGACCAACCAUGGAGAGUUACAAGGAUUGGCCAUUUUUUAGUGGAUUUAUUGGGGCACUAGAUGGAACACAUGUCAGAGUUAAGGUUGGAGGUAGUGAUGCAGUUGGGUACUGGGAUAGGCAUGGACAAACAAGUUUAAACAUAAUGGGCAUAUGUGAUAUAAACAUGAUCUUCACGUAUGCAUGGCUAGGUGCAUCUGGGUCUACACAUGAUUCAUUGGUGUUGCAAUAUGCAAUAGAUGGAGACCCUAUAUUCCCUAAACCUCCUAUAGGUAAAUACUAUCUUGUUGAUUCUGGAUAUGCUAAUAAGCGAGGAUUUCUAGCCCCAUACAGAGGAAGCAGUAAAGAAAAUAUCAGAUAUCAUCUCUCGGAAUUUGAUGAUGGCCCUCCUAGAAACAAGAAGGAAUUGUUCAAUAAAUGGCAUGCAUCACUUCGCUCAGUCAUCGAAAGAACUUUCGGAGUUUGGAAAAAGAAAUGGAGAAUUCUUGAUAACUUGCCUCGCUAUGACGUCAAGACCCAAAAUAGAAUUGUGCAUGCAACAAUGGUUCUUCACAAUUUUAUCAGGCUUCACAAAAUUCCAGAUGCUGAUUUUGAAGAUAGAGAUAGCAGUGGUCAAGCACAACAAAGACGACGGAUUGAAGAAGAAGAGCUUAGUAGACUUGAAGAAGAAGAAAUAACAACUGAUGGUCAAUACAUGAACAACAUACGAGAUGAGAUUGCAAACAUGAUUUGGAAUGAACAUUUAUAA